Molecule: messenger RNA, 4033 nt
Organism: Motacilla alba alba
Lineage: Eukaryota; Metazoa; Chordata; Aves; Passeriformes; Motacillidae
Gene: EYA2
Product: EYA transcriptional coactivator and phosphatase 2
Exons: 16
Coding region: 1606-3210 (534 amino acids)
Biological process (GO): cell differentiation; negative regulation of extrinsic apoptotic signaling pathway in absence of ligand; multicellular organism development
Cellular component (GO): nucleus
Molecular function (GO): protein tyrosine phosphatase activity
Source: RefSeq, a predicted model, not a curated record
CGGGCUGCCCGGCGGGGCUCCGCGGGCGAGAGCGCUGCGCGGGUGCGGAGCCCCGGAGCCCGUCGGGGGGCGGCUCCGGCGGAGCGCGGGCGCGGAGCGGCUCCGGGGCAGCGGCGGGUCCUGCGUGCGGAGCCGCGACCCACAGUUAGCGCGGGGAGUUCAUUGCUGCGCAGCGUGCGGUUCGGUUUUACCGUCCAGCGAGCCGCGCUUAUUCACGAUUCUAAUAGCUGGAGCGUGCGUUUAAAUAAAAUGAGCCACUGCGCUUUCCCGCGGCUGCUUCCAUGAGGAAAACUUGUAUGUGAUUUAUGCAGUUUAAGUAAACUUUUCUGAGUGUUAAAUUGUGCUUGAGCCCAGUGAAUGGCCUCUAAAGGAAAUUAUUCACGGUAUACAGCUACUGUUGUUCGGACAUUUCAAAUAAUGAUAUAUUCUGUUUGUAUAAAGUUGUGAUUGCUAAAAUACAUGCAGUGAACCAAUAAACAGUUUAUUGGUCUGUAUCAAAUAUUAACAGAAAUUUUGUUCAGCGCGAUAUCAAAUCCACGCAUCCCUGAGCGCCGUUAAAAGCAGUGGCAGGAAUGGUUUAUUGUUUUGUCUCUCUUGUGGACUUCAUUAAUUUACUGAGAAUUUCUUCUCUCUGCAAUGCCAUCCAUGGAAGGGUCCCUCCCCUUCUUCUCCCCCAGUUUAUUGAGAAAGUAUGUCUAAAUUUCUUCGUGCUAGUCCACAUCUGUGUGUAUUAGGGCAAUGUGGUCCACAAAAGAUGGCAUACAUUUAAAUUACUAAUUCUGUGUCUAAAGUAAUGCUUCUUAGAUAGUUUCAUACAUUUAGCAUUGCAGUGUUUUGUUACUUGUUGCUUCAGACAGGAUAAAGUCUUUCUCAUCGUCCUUUUUAACGUGGGGAAACUGUUUCCAUUCUGUAAUAAAGUUGAAUUUUUUAUUUCUGCUUUGAAAUUGAAGGCAUCGUGUGCCCUCAGAUGUAACACAAGCGACUAAGAAAGACUCGCAGUACAAAUGCCUUGAAAAUAAUCAGUACUCGUAACGUUGGAGGCAUUCCAGAAACUUUUUAAGCAUGUUUUGAAAAUGUACUUGAAAUGGUACAGCAGCUGAUAACUUGACUAAUUGUUCUAACUUAAAACUCUUAAUUUAAAAAAAAAAAAUCUAAAUUUAUGGUGUAAAAUUGAAUUGUGUAGUUACAGACUCAAACUGUCCACGUAAUUCUUGUGCCUCUUCUACUCACCCACCAACAGGUCAAAACAUUUGGCUAAAUAACAAGUGGUGUAUGCUUUUGGUUUUACGCUCAUCGAUUUGUUUUGCUUUACUUUGCUUAGCCCACUCCCCUCAGCUCAUUUUCUUUUAAAAUAGUACAUGGAGACUCGAUUCCCAUGACUCGCUAAUCUUAUCACCAUUAUUUGGUUGAAAUUUUUGAAACGGGUUCCUGUUUCAAAUACCUCACAGCAUUGGCAGCCUUCGGUUCCAUUAGAAAAGCUUCAUUAGGGAGAAAUAAAAAUGUUGUUGAUAACUCCCCCUCCAACAAUAAGCCCCGUAUUCAACUCCACGGUGUGUGCGGAUAUGCCUUGAAUUAUAAGAAGGAAUUAAACUCAGGUAUAAGGAAAUGCUAGAUCUAGUGAUAUCACCCAGUCUGACUGUAAAUAGAGAGUGCCCUGACAGACUGAAGCUUAACCUUUCUCACAUUUAUGCCACAGCUCCAGAUGACAUAGAAGGCAGCAGCAAAGCAGCACCGCAGUGUCCUCUCCAUCUGUACACCACAAAACAUUAUCCCCAUAUAGUGGCAGUCCCGUCCUUCCCCACGAUGGCAGCCUAUGGACAGGCUCAGUACAGCACGGGAAUCCAGCAGGCUGCUGCCUACACUGCCUAUCCCCCCCCGGGGCAGCCCUACGGAAUCCCCUCCUACAGCAUUAAGACAGAGGACAGCCUGAGCCACUCUCCAGGGCAGAGUGGCUUUCUCAGCUACGGCUCCGGCUUCAGCGCGCCCGCGGCGGGGCAGGCGCCCUACACCUACCAGAUGCACGGCACAACAGGGAUUUACCAGGGAGCCAACGGGCUGACAAAUUCUGCAGGAUUCAGUGCUGUGCAUCAGGAAUAUUCCUCGUAUCCCAGCUUCCCUCAGAGCCAGUACUCUCAGUAUUACAGCUCGUCCUACAACUCCCCGUACGUGUCUGCCAACAGCAUCAGCCCCUCGGCCAUCCCCACCUCCACCUACUCCCUGCAGGAGUCUUCCCACAACAUCACCAGCCAGAGCACAGAAUCACUCUCUGGGGAAUAUUCAACAACACCAGCAAAAGAUGUAGAGACAGACAGACAUCACAGAGGGUCGGAUGGCAAGGUACGAGCCCGCUCAAAAAGAAGCAACGAUCCUUCCCCUACUGCUGACAGUGAGAUUGAGCGUGUGUUUGUAUGGGAUUUGGAUGAGACGAUAAUUAUUUUUCACUCCUUACUCACGGGAACCUUUGCAUCCAGAUAUGGGAAGGACACCACAACGUCUGUGAGGAUAGGUCUCAUGAUGGAAGAAAUGAUCUUCAACCUUGCAGAUACACAUCUGUUCUUCAAUGACCUGGAGGACUGUGACCAGAUCCACAUAGAUGAUGUAUCAUCAGAUGAUAAUGGUCAGGAUCUGAGCACGUACAACUUCUCUGCAGAUGGCUUCCACAGCUCCACUGCCAGUGCAAACCUGUGCCUGGGCUCGGGCGUUCACGGCGGAGUGGACUGGAUGAGGAAACUGGCGUUCCGCUACCGCCGGGUCAAAGAGAUGUACAACACCUACAAAAACAAUGUGGGGGGUUUAAUAGGAGCUCCUAAGAGGGAGACCUGGCUGCAGCUGAGAGCAGAGCUGGAGGCGCUGACUGAUCUCUGGCUCACGCACGCUCUGAAGGCGCUCAAUUUGAUACAUUCCCGGCCCAACUGUGUGAAUGUGUUGGUCACCACCACUCAGCUUAUACCAGCUCUGGCUAAAGUGCUACUCUAUGGGCUGGGCACUGUCUUCCCCAUUGAAAACAUUUACAGUGCAACAAAAACAGGGAAAGAGAGCUGUUUUGAAAGAAUAAUGCAGAGGUUUGGAAGGAAAGCCGUGUACAUUGUAAUAGGAGAUGGUGUUGAAGAGGAACAGGGAGCAAAAAAGCACAACAUGCCCUUCUGGAGAAUCUCUUGUCACGCUGACCUGGAAGCUCUUCGGCACGCCUUGGAACUUGAAUAUUUGUAGCAGACCCCAACAUCUUAGCACUGGGAGGGCUUCACUCAGACUCUUACAUCGGUUCCAGCUAUUCCUCAAUGUUUUCUUAGUAAAAAAAAAAAAAAUCCCACAGCAACUGCAGUUUUUCUUUUUUUUGAAGGAGAACCCUUUCAGUGGAAGCCUUUAAGAACUUGCAGCCAAAGAAUAUUGUCUCAAGUCCUCCUUCCUUUGGAGAGAGGAAAAUGCUCCUGCUCAGUCGCUGGGAUGCUGCAGUUGCUGGCUAAGGUGGAGGCACAGAGCUCUAAUGGCCUUUUUGCCAUCAACAAGGCAAAUGCUACAAGUCUGGGUCUCCCUGUCAGCGUUCUUGGUUUUGAAGGGGAAGAGGACACAGCAAAGAGUCUCUGCACAAUCCAUCACAUCACACAGGACCUUCAGAAAAUAGGAGUGAAACUGUUGGUUUUUUUUUUGGUUGUUUUGUUUCUUUUUUUUUUUUUUUUUUUUUUUUUGUAUUUUUUUAAUUUAUGAACUAAUCUCAUUACUCUGGUAUUAAGCUCUGUACCUGUUUUUCAUCUGGCUUUGGGGGUUGGGGGGGUGGGGAAAGCCUUACUGUUCUAAAUUAAUAGUUCAUUUCUCCAGAACAAACUCUGGGGAGAAUCAUAUUGUGUACAUGAGUAGUAAGGACACAUGGUACUGCUGGUAAGAACUCUGGCUGUGGUUUUGAACCCUACCAAGAGGGUACAUGGACUGUGCCUGUGUCUACACGGUGCCUUAUGCUGCCAUCUUGGGGCUGAGGAUGGGGGAAAGUACCUUGUGAUGAGUGAAAGGCAUUAAAUAAAAACAUGUUUACAUUUUG